Achroia grisella is the source of this 307-nucleotide messenger RNA. RefSeq names its product small ribosomal subunit protein uS14 (gene RpS29). Gene Ontology annotation, molecular function: structural constituent of ribosome; zinc ion binding. The coding region runs from base 93 to 263 and encodes 56 amino acids. Gene Ontology annotation, cellular component: cytosolic small ribosomal subunit; ribosome. Lineage: Eukaryota; Metazoa; Arthropoda; Insecta; Lepidoptera; Pyralidae. The transcript has 3 exons. Gene Ontology annotation, biological process: translation. The record is from RefSeq and is a predicted model, not a curated record.
ACAAAUUUUAUUUCUUUUAUAAUCUGUGUAAGCGCCAUUUCGGCCUUUUUCUUUGUUGCUGUGAAUUUUUUAGCGGAAAUAAUAAUUUCGCAAUGGGUCACGCAAAUAUUUGGUACUCCCAUCCUCGUAAAUACGGCCAAGGAUCUCGUUCAUGUCGAGCCUGCUCGAAUAGACACGGACUUAUCCGCAAAUAUGGCUUGAACAUCUGCAGGCAAUGCUUCAGAGAAUAUGCACAUGACAUUGGCUUCAAAAAGUUGGACUAAAUAUGAUCUACAUUUAAUAUAAAUUAAUAAACUAUAACAGAGUA